Messenger RNA from Sinocyclocheilus grahami, 909 nucleotides. Its product is annotated as vesicular glutamate transporter 1-like. Gene Ontology annotation, molecular function: neurotransmitter transmembrane transporter activity; L-glutamate transmembrane transporter activity. The record is from RefSeq and is a predicted model, not a curated record. Gene Ontology annotation, cellular component: synaptic vesicle membrane; excitatory synapse. Bases 13 to 705 code for a protein of 230 amino acids. NCBI's taxonomy places the organism in Eukaryota, Metazoa, Chordata, Actinopteri, Cypriniformes, Cyprinidae. The transcript has 5 exons. Gene Ontology annotation, biological process: neurotransmitter loading into synaptic vesicle; transmembrane transport; regulation of synapse structure or activity.
CCUCAUUUAGUGAUGACCAUUAUCGUGCCAAUUGGAGGACAACUUGCUGACUACAUGAGAACACAUAAUAUAAUGACCACAACGAAUGUCCGUAAACUCAUGAACUGUGGAGGGUUUGGAAUGGAAGCCACUCUACUCUUGGUUGUUGGUUUCUCACAUACCAAAGUCAUAGCUAUUUCUUUCCUUGUACUGGCGGUUGGUUUCAGUGGAUUUGCAAUUUCAGGGUUUAAUGUGAAUCAUCUUGACAUUGCUCCACGUUAUGCCAGCAUCUUGAUGGGAAUCUCCAAUGGAGUGGGAACUUUGUCAGGAAUGGUGUGUCCUCUCAUAGUUGGAGCCAUGACCAAACAUAAGACACGUGAAGAGUGGCAGUAUGUCUUCCUCAUUGCAGCACUGGUGCAUUAUGGGGGUGUGAUCUUUUAUGGGAUCUUUGCGUCAGGUGAGAAGCAGCCAUGGGCGGAUGCUGAGAAUACCAGUGAGGAGAAGUGUGGCAUUCUGGGAGAGGACGAACUGGCCAAUGAAACGGAAGAGCUGUACAGGACUGGAGGACAGUAUGGAGCUAUAAACAAUCCCCAUGCUGGUGGUCCGAAUGGAGGAGGUGCUGGGGCAGGAUGGGUAUCAGAUUGGGAUAAAACAGAAGAAUAUGUUCAACCAGUCGGGACAAAUAGUUAUUUAUAUGGCGGAGAGGGAGAGAUAGAGCUCACAUAGUGGGAAGAAACAGAGUCUAUAUCUAAGAGUUAAAGGAAUAAAGAUCAAUUCGGAGUAAAUAAAUAGAGAGAGUGAGUGAAUGUGUGAGUGUGUGAAUAAGCAACAGAGCAAAUGAGUUUCCAACCUGAUGAUCAGAUUAUGUGAUGGUUGUUCUAUAAACAUACCCACUGUAGUGUGUGUGUGUGUGUGUGUGUGUGUGUGUGU